Messenger RNA from Tupaia belangeri chinensis (Chinese tree shrew), 1650 nucleotides. It is a transcript of the gene KRT7, whose product is annotated as keratin 7. NCBI's taxonomy places the organism in Eukaryota, Metazoa, Chordata, Mammalia, Scandentia, Tupaiidae. Gene Ontology annotation, molecular function: structural constituent of skin epidermis. The record is from RefSeq and is a predicted model, not a curated record. Gene Ontology annotation, biological process: keratinization; intermediate filament organization. The coding region runs from base 91 to 1482 and encodes 463 amino acids. Gene Ontology annotation, cellular component: keratin filament. The transcript has 9 exons.
CGAGGCCAUAAAAGGGACCGAGUGUCCCCCGAGGUCAGAGAGUUCGCGAUCCUCCUCGCUUGCCGCUAAGUCCAGCCCGGCCCAGCCACGAUGUCCAUCCACUUCAGCUCGCGCUCCGCCACCUUCCCGGGUCGCAGCACCCAGGUGCGCCUGAGCUCUGCUAGCCGGGGCGGCUUUGGCGGCAGCAGCAGCCUGUACGGCCUGGGCCUGGGCGCUUCCCGGCCGCUGGUGGCCGUGCGCUCUGCCUAUGGAAGCCCGGUAGGCGCCAGCAUCCGUGAGGUCACCGUCAAUCAGAACCUGUUGGCCCCUCUGCGGGUGGACAUCGACCCCUCCAUCCAGCGUGUGCGCCAGGAGGAGCGCGAGCAGAUCAAGACCCUCAAUGACAAAUUUGCUUCCUUCAUCGACAAGGUGCGGUUUCUGGAGCAGCAGAACAAGCUGCUGGAGACCAAGUGGGCGCUGCUGCAGGAGCAGAAGUCGGCCAAGGGCAGCCGCCUCCCUAGUGUCUUUGAGGCCCAGAUUGCUGGCCUGAGGGGGCAGCUCGAGGCACUGCAGGUAGAUGGGGGCCGCCUGGAGGUGGAGCUACGGACCAUGCAGGAUGUGGUGGAAGACUUCAAGAACAAGUAUGAAGAUGAAAUUAAUGGUCGCACGGCUGCUGAGAAUGAGUUUGUGGUGUUGAAGAAGGAUGUGGACGCUGCCUACAUGAAUAAGGUGGAGCUGGAGGCCAAGGUGGAUGCCUUGAAUGAUGAGAUCAACUUUCUGAAGAACAUUAAUGAGACGGAGCUGACAGAGCUGCAGUCCCAGAUUCAGGACACAUCUGUGGUGCUGUCCAUGGACAACAGCCGCUCCCUGGACCUGGACAGCAUCAUCGCCGAGGUCCGCACCCAGUACGAGGACAUGGCCAACCGCAGCCGGGCUGAGGCCGAAACCUGGUACCAGACCAAGUUCGAGACCCUGCAGGCCCAGGCUGGAAAGCACGGGGAUACACUCCGGAAUACCCGGAAUGAGAUUGCAGAGAUGAACCGUGCCAUCCAGAGGCUGCAGGCCGAGAUCAACAACGUCAAGAACCAGUGUGCCAAGUUGGAGGCUGCCAUCACCGAGGCUGAGGAGCGUGGAGAGCUGGCACUCAAGGACGCUCGUGCCAAGCAGAAGGAGUUAGAAGCCGCCCUGCAGCGGGCCAAACAGGACAUGGCGCGGCAGCUACGCGAGUACCAGGAGCUCAUGAACACCAAGCUGGCCCUGGACAUCGAGAUCGCCACCUACCGCAAGCUGCUGGAGGGCGAGGAGAGCCGGUUGGCUGGAGAUGGCGUGGGCACCGUGAACAUCUCCGUGGUGAAUUCCACCGGUGGAGGUGGCAGUGGGCUGGUCUUCGGGGGAACCAUGGGCAGCAACGCUCUGCGCUUCUCGAGCAGUGGGGGCCCUGGGGCCCUCAAGGCCUAUUCCAUCAGGAACACAUCCACGGUCCACAAGAGUGUCCACAACUGAGCUGCCGGUCUGAGGAGACCCUUACCCGCUCUGCACAGUCACAGGAGGACUCCCUCCCUGUCUCACCUCCCUGGUCCCACAACUGCAAAACAGUCUGAAAAAUGACUCCAGAGUAGCCCCCAAUAAAGCAGCCUCUUUCUGAGGCCUGGGUGAGUCCCUGGCCUGGUA